This is a messenger RNA of Pedinophyceae sp. YPF-701, 1278 nucleotides long. The record is from the annotation of a GenBank genome assembly. Lineage: Eukaryota; Viridiplantae; Chlorophyta; Pedinophyceae.
AUGGCGGGAGCGUUCAAGAACGUCAUCCUGGGCGGCGGAAACGCCGCGGGCUACGCGGCCCGUGAGUUCGUGAAGCACGGCCUCGGCAAGGACGUCUGCCUGAUCUCCGAGGAGGACGUGCUGCCGUACGAGAGGCCCGCACUGAGCAAGGCGUAUCUGUUCCCCGAGGGCUCGUGGGCGCGUCUGCCAGGAUUCCACACGUGCGUGGGCGGCGGCGGGGAGCGCCAGGACCAGGCGUGGUACGACAGCAACGGCGUGAAGACGGUGCUUGGCUGCACGGCCACCAGCGUCGACGUGAAGGCGAAGAAGAUUGAGACCACGAAGGGGACGUUCACGUUCGAGAACCUGAUCUACGCGACCGGCUGCGGCUCCACGACGCUGGCGGACUUCAAGACCCCUGGCGCGGACCUGGAGAACGUCCUGUACCUGCGCGACGUCAAGGACGCCGACAAGAUCAACGCCGCCGUGCAGGCUGUCAAGGCCGCGGGCGGCAAGGUCGUCUGCGUCGGCGGCGGCUACAUCGGCAUGGAGACUGCGGCGGCGAUCAGCAAGCACGGCGUCGACAUCACCAUGGUGUUCCCGGAACCACACAUGAUGGCGCGCCUCUUCGACGCCUCGAUGGCCGAGUGGUACGCCGAGCAGUACGCGAAGCACAACAUCAAGCUCGUCAAGGGCGACCUCGUCGUGGGCCUGGAGGCGGCCCCGGGGACCACCAAGGUGGGCACGGCGAAGCUCAAGUCGGGCGGGACGCUCCCGGCGGACCUGGUCGUCGUGGGCGUCGGCGCGCGGCCGCGCGUGCAGCUGCUCGAGGGGCAGGUGGCGCUGGAGGCCGGCGGAGUGAAGGUGGACGGGCAGAUGAAGGCCUGCGAGGGGGUGUACGCCGUGGGGGACGUGGCGGCGUUCCCGCUGCUGCGCCACGGCGGGAAGAUCGUGCGGCAGGAGCACGUCACGCACGCCCGCGCCUCGGCCAUCCAGGCCGUCAACGCGAUCGUGGACCCGAAGACCCCUGCGUACGACUACCUCCCGUUCUUCUACUCGCGCGUGUUCGACCUCUCGUGGCAGUUCUACGGCGACAGCGCGGGCUCGAUUGUGCACUUCGGGGACCGCGCCAGCAAGAAGUGGGGCGCCUACUGGGUCGACGGUGGCAAGGUGGUGGGUGCGUUCCUGGAGGGCGGCUCGCCCGAGGACAACGCGCUGAUGAAGAAGGUGGCGGUCGCGCAGCCCGCCGCGCCCGCGGACCUCGCCGACGCCGGCCUGUCGUUCGCCGCCAAGCUCUGA